Molecule: messenger RNA, 2045 nt
Organism: [Candida] anglica
Lineage: Eukaryota; Fungi; Ascomycota; Pichiomycetes; Serinales; Debaryomycetaceae
Source: the annotation of a GenBank genome assembly
AUAACUACGUUUAAACUCUAUUAAUACUUUAAGGACAAGAAAUUGAUAUAACUCAUAUUUGUAUUAAUUUAAGAUAGAAAGGUAGUAUAGAGGAUAAGACUUUAUUGUUGUAAAGACGUUUCCAAAUAGAAAGAUUUUGAUAAAAGAUAGUCAGAAUCUCUAUUCAAAUAAACGUGUAUACAUUCCAAUGUCCACGGAAGAGCCCAUAUCUUCCGUAGCAUCACCAUCUCCUCCUCCACCGCCAGCUAACAAGGAGUCUCCACUCACGGAUAUUGCCACAUCGCCUCCUCCAUUUUCUUUACCAUUGGAGGAUACUGAACUUGAAGAACAUUCAGCCGUUGACCGUUCUACUGCUAACGAAGAUAGUUCUGAAUUAAGUGACCUUGAAGAAGAUUCCGAAGCAGAAACAGACAAGAUGGAUUUCUUGGAAGACGAAGGUAAUUCUAGUUUAGAUCAUUCAACUCUGGAUUUACAAGCAUUAUCUAAAUUAACUGAGUUUGCCAAAUUAAAGGAAGUUGAUGAGAUGCAAGAUGAUGAAGAUGGAGUAGAUAUAGAAGAUCUUGAGGUGAAUAGUAGCGGUGGUAUUGAGAAGGAUCUAGAUGAUAUUUCUAGAGGGACGAAGAGGAGAGUGGAGGAGAAUGAGGAUGAAGUAGAAGUGGAAGUGGGAGACAUCGUGGAAGAUGAUAGUCGAAAGAAGCAAAAAGUUGAAGAAAAUAUAACAGUUCCUGUUGUUGAUCUGGGAGAUGCUGAUCUGGAAUCGGUAGGUGAUCAAGUUAAACUGAAGAUAGGGAAACAAGCAGAUGAUGGAGAGAUUGUUCCUGGGGAUAAUGAAGUAUCAAAAGAAGAUUCAAAUGAAGAUGAAAAAAUUACAAAGAUUGAAGAAGUGACUACAAAUGUGGUGGACAACUCAGUGGUUGAGCAUGAAGAAAAAAUUAAUGAAGAGAAAGAAGUUGAAGGUAAAGUUAACGUUGAAGUUGAAGCUAAAGAGGUUGAUAUGGAGACUGAAUCUCAAGCUAUAUCUGAUAUUACACCUGAACUUAAACAAACUGAACCUCAAAUAGAAUCACAAGUUGAGUCGCAAGUUGAAUCGCAAGUUGAAUCGCAUGUUGAAUCACAAGUUGAAUCGCACGUUGAAGAUGAAGAUAUUGUUGAAGAGGAGGAGGAGGAAGAAGAAGAAGAGGAAGAAGAGGAAGAGGAAGAGGAAGAGGAAGAAGAGGAGGAUAAAGGAGAAGAAGUAACAAAUGAUAAAUCUUCCAAUUUGAAUGUCGAGACAACUGAAGAAAUAGAUUUAAAUGAACAACGGAAAUUAGCAAUUGAAGAACUUUAUUCAAUUGAAGAAGAUUUUGCACAACUUCGAGAUAAAUUAUAUCAAGAUAAGCUUAAUCUUUUAGAACAUGAACUUCAAUUAUGUCUUGAAGGAUCACAUCCUGAACUUUCAAAGAUAUACUAUAAAAUCAAUGGGUUUUAUCAAGAUAGUUUAAAACAUGCAAAUGCUAAUCUUAAUUAUAAAUUAAGAUGUAUUGAUCGACAAACAGUUGCAUGUAGAACAUCAAUACAUCAAGAUUUUCUUAAGAAUUUGAUGGAUACCAAAAAUGAUAUGAUUGCUGAUACUACUUCAUUAUGGUACAAGAUAAAUAAAGAAAGGAAUCAAAUGGAUCAACUUGUGCCUGAUUAUAACUUUAGUGCAGUUCCACUGGUAGCUACCAUGACAAUGGGGGCACCUGAAGAGAUUGGAGAAACUCCACAAUUGGUACCAUUAUCUAAAAAAGUUGUUAAACAGAAAACGCUAUUUGAAUUGGUACUUCAAAGAAAUAAUCUUAAUCAUGAAUUAGGAAUACAAGGAGGAUUACUUGAAUUCCAUGGAUUUCCAUCUGCUGUUGCUACUAGAAUGGCAGAUGAUGAUUUUGAAGAGAAUGAGGUGAUUGAAGAGCUACUUUUGAGAAGAGCAACUGAAGAUGAAAUCCAGGAUGAUCUCAAGGCGAUGGGUAUAACCAUAUGAUAUAUAGAAGAUUCAUACAGUAUUAUUAUUAUAAUUAAAUUAUUAU